Fraxinus pennsylvanica is the source of this 501-nucleotide messenger RNA. Lineage: Eukaryota; Viridiplantae; Streptophyta; Magnoliopsida; Lamiales; Oleaceae. The record is from the annotation of a GenBank genome assembly.
AUGAAACUGGCUGCGGUUUGUAGAUUGAUCAGUGCCCGUCAUAAUCUUCGUAGAAUAACAAGGCCUUUGCAAUAUCGUUCAUUUCAACCUGAUUUUGUUCCAAGGGAUCCCAAUGCCAAGCUCAAGAAAUACAAGUUCCCUGCUUUCUAUGAUCCAUAUGGACUGAGACCUCCACCAUCUGAAAAGAUUAUUCAGCUUGCAGAACAAAUUGCAUCCCUUACACCCGAAGAGCGUAGUCAAAUUGGUCCAGCCGUUAGAGACAGAGCUGAGGAUAAAAAGGCAGAGAAAACAACAUUCGAUGUCAAGUUGGAGAAAUUUGAAGCUGCUGCAAAAAUCAAGGUGAUCAAAGAAGUUCGUGCAUUUACAGAUCUGGGACUGAAGGAGGCUAAAGAGUUGGUCGAGAAAGUGCCAGUUAUACUUGAGCAACAGCUCACAAAAGACGAGGCAAAUAGUAUCAUUGAAAAAAUCAAAGCUGCUGGAGGAGUUGCUGUGAUGGAAUAG